AUUUCUUUCUCUCUCUCUUAGAUAUAUUAUCGCAUUAACAUUUUCAUAUUCUUAUACGCUUUUAUGAAAAUUGCAUUCUUCCUUUUUUACCUUCUGUUUACGUCACGCCCAUAAAAUGCGUCAGUCACUGAAAUAAAACGCUGAAAUAUAUUUAAAAAAAAAGAAACCGGUAAUCUUGAAUCGAGUAAACAGGAGGUAUUUCCCACGUUUCUACGUCUGUAGCUUCAGUCUUUGUUUGAUUCCAUUAAUUCCGUAUUUGUUAACGCCUUUUAACAAGCUAUGAAAAAAUUAAAAAAUUGAACUAAAGAAUGAUUCACUCGAGGUUCUCGAAAGAAUUGAAUUACUUUUUAUUAUCAUCUCUUUUAAUGUAAAUAUUUUAAUUCGAUGCUCGUCUUUGAGGAGAUCCUUGAUCCUUUUUGCUUAUCUUGAUACUUUUUUCUCGACAGCUUUUGUCUCCACGUGACAUUGACUUUCAAAUUAAUUUUUAUAACAUUUUAUUUUUGGGGGGGAGAAAUGUCAACGGUAUUGAGAUAAAACAGGACUCGCUUCUCGAAUAAAUUCUCGAUAAAAAUUUCAGCGAAUUAUUACCUGCAUAACAAUAUUUAAUAUUAAUUGUGCGUGCGUGUCUUCGAUUCUGAAUUCUGAAUUUUGUUUACUCGCGUUUGACGAAAAACCGCAUUUAAAAUUGUAUUCGGCUAUUCCCGCCUCUCCCUCUCUCUGAGCUAUCCCUCUGUGACCUCACUCUGUCGGGCGUAAUGCAAACAAAAGUAAAAAUAUUUUUGAUCAACGCGCGAUCAACGUUCAUCCGAAAUGAAAGCAUCGCGCUAGUCCAUAUAUUUCUUAAAUUUCAGUGGCACACAGCAGACGACUCGCGUCCACUGAGCGGGCAGCACGGUUGCUCCAAGUUCGUCCAAGGACAAUCGGGACGGUCGGUGCUCCGCUCUGGCCCAUGUCCGGGACACCGCGAGAACUCAGUUCUUCGGGAAUCUUUCCUGCGGAAGGACACGAGUGCGAGUCGCGAGUCCACGGGCGUGCGAUUAUCGCGAGUGCUGGCACGGGGGAUCCCGACGAGUUCGGGCAUUGAAGGAAAUCUACGCAAAGCAUCAUCUCCCGCCACGGAGGCUUUGGUUUCCAGUUAUCUUGAUCUCGUUGUUCCCAUGGACGAUCCUGCGACGCGCAAAGGCUGCAGGAGGGCCAGAAUGGAACCUUACGUUGACGCGUGUUACAGCCAGAACACUACUAGCACCGCUACCGUGUGCGACGUACCGUCGUUCACCUCCGCACCUUCGAGCAACAUGCGCUACUGUGCGGACUCGGUGCACAGGACUAGCGCGUGUGCGACGGACAUCAAGUACGGAAAUCACAUCGACAAGCAGAGGUACAAGAGUCUGAGAAAGUGGAAGCGACUUGGAAAAGACAGAGCAAGCAGUAACGCGGAGGACGCUUUCAUGCUGAGGCUCCUGUCCUUCAAUAUCCUGGCGCAGAACCUGCUGGAGGAUCACUCGUACCUGUACAUGAACCACAACAAGAAGGCUCUUAACUGGAAGAUUCGCAAGCCCCUCGUGAUACAGGAGAUACUCGACGCGGAGGCCAAUGUGAUAUGUCUUCAAGAGGUGCAGGAGGAUCACCUGCUGGACAUCACGACCUCCUUCAAGCAGCUUAGAUUUGAUUACCUGUAUAAAAAAAGAACCAACGACAAGAGGGACGGUCUGUUGCUGUUGUACCGUUCCGAUCACUUGGUUCUGAUGGAGUACGCGAAGGUGGAGCUGUACCAGUCCGGCGUCGAGCUCUUGAACAGGGACAACGUAGGGAUGAUCGCGAAGUUUGCCCUCAGAGACAGUCCGCAAACGCAAAUCGUAGUCGCUACCACUCAUCUGUUAUAUAACCCGAAGCGUAACGAUGUAAGAUUGGCGCAGGUGCAGCUUCUCUUAGCGGAGAUCGAGCGAAUUGCAUUCGUCGAGAAUACGAUAUCGGGUCCGAAAUACCUACCGAUCCUACUGGCGGGCGACUUUAAUCUGGAACCGUUCACGGGAGUCUACAAGUUCCUAACGGAGGGUGUGUUUGAGUACUACGGCAAGGGCCGUAGCUUAGAACCGACUCCGUAUUGUUCGUUAUCCAAUUCUCUGAUACCGCCGCGACUAUGCGUCACCGACAAUUGCCAGCACUUUAAUAUUCUCACUCAAAGGCUGCGGAGGGAGGGCACCGGCAGAGUCAUGCUGCAAAAUAGCGAGGUCCACAACGAGAACACGCCCACGCCUUGCAAUAUAAACGUGCCGCAACAGGGCGACGUCAACGUCGACACCAGUCGCGCGCAGAUAAUCGAGAUUGUCCAAGGCCACUCCGCGAGAUUCUCAUCCGGCACCUUGACGCACCCCUUCAACUUGUCCAGCGUUUACGCGCACGUGAACCACCACGGUGAGAAGGAGGCGACGACGCAUCAGGACGAGUGGGUCACCGUCGACUACAUAUUCUACAGCAACAUCCAGCCUGUAGAGAGAUACAGCUUGCCUACCGUCAACCAGUGCGCCGCGUUGUCGAGAAUACCAAAUUUCGUAGUGGGCAGCGAUCACUUGUGCAUAGGUGCGACUUUCCAGUUACCGAAAAAAAAAUUUCUACUCUAAGAUAAGCAACUUUUUUCCCCUCACACGUCUAUUUUAUUGUUAUAUUGAAAUUUAUAAAUUUUUUUUUGACACAAGUAUUUAUGAUUGAAUUAUAAUUUAUGUCGGACACUUAUAUACAUAUAUGUGUGUGUUGAUUUUGAAAUGACCGCAGAAGCGCUCUAGGGAAGAGAAUAAAUAUUUUUGUUUCUUUUUGUGUUUUAUUUUCUUGGCGGUAAUAAGUGAAAUAUGUGAUGAGUAUAUAUCAAAUCUUUUCUUUUCCUAAUUCUAUAAUCGAUGAUAAUUAAAGGAUAAGUAUCUCACAUCUCGAGUUUCGUUUAAAAAAAUGUGGUAAAAUUCCAAGGCCGUUUAUUUGCAUUAACAAUACCAAUCGACUCGUAGUAGCUGUGACUAAUAUUGUAGACUAAGACGAUUAUAUAUGUAUAUAUAUAUAUAUAUAUCACAUAAGAGACUGUGAUAUAGCAAUUAUUAAUUUAAGAACUGACACAUGAAAAAGGUAGACAAUACAAGUACCUACGAUUCUAUUAAAAACUUUCAAUAACAACGUACGUAAAAUAUUGUACAAAUUUUGUAUACAAUAAAUAAAAAAAUAUAGAAAA
Messenger RNA from Ooceraea biroi (clonal raider ant), 3217 nucleotides. It is a transcript of the gene angel, whose product is annotated as protein angel. NCBI's taxonomy places the organism in Eukaryota, Metazoa, Arthropoda, Insecta, Hymenoptera, Formicidae. The record is from RefSeq and is a predicted model, not a curated record. Gene Ontology annotation, molecular function: 3'-5'-RNA exonuclease activity.